Messenger RNA from Cooperia oncophora, 423 nucleotides. NCBI's taxonomy places the organism in Eukaryota, Metazoa, Nematoda, Chromadorea, Rhabditida, Trichostrongylidae. The record is from the annotation of a GenBank genome assembly.
AUGGGUAUCGCAGGUCUUUGGCCGCUUCUUGAGCCGACUUGUCAACCGGUCUCGCUAGAAUCUCUAGAGGGAAAGAUUCUGGCUGUUGACGUUUCUAUUUGGAUAUACCAAGCUCAGCUGGGAUAUCCUGGCGAUGUACGAUGUCCACAUCUCGCGUUACUUGUUUCUCGAUUGUGCAAACUUCUAUACUAUAAAAUCCGACCGGUGUUUGUAUUUGAUGGUGAGGACGUUCCGUCGUUCAAGAGGAAAGUCUUGGUAGGUUGGUAUUUUCAGUUUAUUUGUGUGUGUGUGUGUGUAACCACCACUGGUGGCGUAAACGUGGACGGGGUGGGCAAUCAGCCCCUUAUCUAUGUCCCUUCCCCUAAUCGAGACUCAGGCACGGACGAGUGCAGUCGCCGAAAGUUUCUUUCGAGAGAACAUUAA